Molecule: messenger RNA, 3429 nt
Organism: Symbiodinium sp. CCMP2592
Lineage: Eukaryota; Dinophyceae; Suessiales; Symbiodiniaceae
Source: the annotation of a GenBank genome assembly
AUGGCGCAUCCAGCAGUCAGUGAGGUUUCAGAUCAUGGAGCCCAGGAGAACAGCAGAACGCAUCCAGAUGAUUUUGAUGAUGAGGAUGAGGGUGAGGGCUGUUCGGGAUAUGAAGGGUUUGUUUCCUCCGGUAUGUCGGGUCGCUGUGAGCAUUGUGGAGUAUCGCUACUCCGGGCCUUAGACUCAUCCGUGCAGCCAUGGAGCGUCCGAAGCGCUGAAGCUGUGAACCCUGUAUCAAGCUUUGAUGAAGUCUCGCAACAAAGGGCGAUUGAGCUACUCAGGAGGAAAUGUGCACAAGGGUUGUACGAGCGUCAUUGUCCCAGCUGUGCUGAGGCCCACGGUCAUAAGCGCAAGUGCAGGCGAUUGAAUCCGGAAGAGAUCGGUGAGGGCACUUUGUCCAUGGACCUGUCAGGUCCCCAUCCGGCCGCAUUUUCAGGACAUCGCUACUUCAUGGUUGCAAACUUGAGCAGAAAGGACGGUGUUGACAUUCCGUUUUCGAGGCUGUUGUUCACCAAACAAACUGAAGAGGUGCCAAAAGCCUUGACCUCUGUGAUGUGCCAGAUUGUAUCGCUUGCUCAGGGUGUUCCCCCAGUGUUCCGUAUCCACAGUGAUGCUGGUAAGGAGUUCGUGGGAGGAGCAUUUCAGAAAGCAGUGGAGCAGUGUUGUGUGUGGCCCACGAUGAGUGCACCAUACACGCCACAGCAGAAUGGUCGGGCAGAGAGGCUUGUAGGAUUGCUUAAGGCAGCGGUGGGAUCCCUGUUGCUGCAUGCGCAAUUCCCUUUGCAAUUCUGGGACGAGGCAGUGCUGGAAGCCACCUUCCUGCGGCGAUGUAGGGCAUUGAAACUUCUGGUCCCGAGGGACCGCCCAAAAAUGGGCGACACAGUGUUUGUGCGAAAGCCAACAAGCUCCGCAGGGCAUCCAUUCGAACCUAGGGCAGAGGAGGGCCUAUUCCUGGCCAAUGAUGAGCGAACGCCUGGUGGGGCUCGGGUUCUGGUAACACGGGACGGUAGGACCGCUGUGCGUGUGACGCAGAUGCCAGUUCUUAGGGAUGUUGAGGCGGUCCGAUGGCGACUUGAGCGAGGCCCCCAAGAUCAAACUGUGUGGGUGAGCACCACUGGGGAUGUGAAAUGGAAUGCUCCACCUUCUGACAUGAUUACGGUCGAAGAGUCGGUAGAGGAAAUCCAGCCGUGGAACGACGGGAACACUGCAUCUGAGAUCAUCAGGGAGCGCUUCAAAAAACAUUUGGUGCCCGAGGCUGAGAAGCACUUGUUUGGAUUGUUUGGUCAUGGGUUCUUGGUGACUCCAGUGGAUGAAGAAGAACCUGACGGUGAAGCCAGGGUGGAACAGCAGAUGAUUAAGGAUGAGGCAACAUCUCAGCGCUUGAUGGUCACAGAAACUGCUGACGCAGGGGUGUUCGUGAAUCCAUCGACUCCGGAGUGGGAGCUCAACAAGUGGAUGGCAGGACUCAACAAGGAGCUAGACCCCAUGGAAACCAAGAAUGUGCUGGAGAAAGUUCGGCAGAGCGAGUUCCGAAAGGCAAAGCCGGUUCCGAGUAAGCUGGUGCUAACCAAGAAGCCAAUGGAGGAUUCGGAGGUAAUCAUCAGAUCGGACAUGGGUGCUUCGGAAAUCGACUCAAAGGCACAUGAUCCAGAAAACUUUGCAGGAAAUCCAGGUGCGGAGACUGUGAGAAUCUUGCUUUCGCUACUGGCGAGGCGUCCUACCAACAUGACGGCGGUGGUCAUGGACAUCUCAUGCGCAUUCCUGAAUGCCAGACUUGAUCGAAGUCCGGAUUCGAAACCGGUGCUCAUUCAGCCGCCGAGUAUCCUGUACAAGCUUGGCCUCCUUGAAAAGGGCUUUAUCUGGCGUGCCCGGAAAGCGAUUUACGGAUUACGGAGGUCCCCCCGUCAGUGGGAGCUGGAGCGAAAUGGCGAACUAGAUGGUGUAGCAUUAGAGCCGCUUCCUCACCAUGAACACGGAUUGCUGAACUUGGAAAGCCUGGAGUCAGGGACAUGGUUGAUUCGAGACCCGAGUGGCGAGAUCCAGGGCGCCAUGGUCAUGUACGUGGAUGACGCGCUGAUCAUUGGUGAUGUGGAAAUCUGCGCUAGGCUGAAGGCAAAGCUGUCCACUUUAUGGGGCUUGAAGGUUCAAGGAAUCCUCCAAAAUCCUCACAUGAAUCUCAUGGUUGGGGAAACAAUCAUGCUGGAAAGCACGCCCGUUAAUGUGAAGGAUGAGCUAUCUUUCCUCGGCAUGAAGAUUGGAAGGGAUGCCACCGGGAUGUACUUGCAUCAACACGCUUGGAUUUCCACAGAGUUAAAGAAACGUGGAUGGAGCACGAUGGGGGGUUGUGAUAGUCUUCCUGAUGUAGAAGAAGGUGUGUGGAUGCCAAAGGAGCACACGGGUCAGUACUAUGCUGAUUUGAAGAUGUGCCAGAAGGAACUGGGUUGUCUACAGUGGGUGUGCCUACGUAGCAGACCGGAUCUGAGUGCAUAUGUCGGCACACUGGCGAGUCUGCAAACAAUUGAUCCUGCAAAGGUUCUUCAGCUUUGCACCCGAGCAUGGAAGUACUUGAAAGGUACCGAACAUGUAAAGCUACACUACGACUACACUGAUGCAGUGAAAGAGUGCUUGAACUGUUAUGGUGAUGCCUCUUGGGCAACAGGAGCAUCCAGAUCCAGAUCAGGCGUAUGGAUUGCAUGGGGAAAUCAUGUUGUGAUGUGGCGGUCAUGUCGUCAAACCACGUGCGCAUGGUCGGCUUUCGAGGCUGAGGUGGAUGCAGCCGCAACCACAUGUCAGAGUGGAGCUCAGAUCAAACUCGUACUGAGUGCAAUCACUGGAGAUCAGGAGAUGUGCUUGUUCAGUGAUAACGCUGCGUGUGUCAUCAACCUGGUGCGUGAAGACGGUGCGCUGAUUACUACGAGAACCAGAACAGGAGGUAUCAGAUGUUCGUAUGUCCGUGACCAAGCUGUUCUCGAGGGUUUUGACAUUCAGCACAUGUCGGGAAAUGAGCUACCAGCGGAUGCGCUGACAAAGACCAUUGAAGCAUGGCCCCUGCGCAAGGACGACACGCCACACGUUGUGGCUCAAGCAUGGUGCACAAAUCGAGAAGUGUACCAAGGAGCUCAAGGAAACAGGGAUGGCCGACGGCCGCAACGGGUGCGGAACAGCAGCGGCCCGGUGCCGUGCAAGAAAGCGCACCAGCUGCACGGCCUCGCCAUCAAACCCGCCGCCGACUUCAAUCCCGACGACGAGAUGGCAACAUCGGAUGCUUGUGGGGAGAGCUGUUUCAGCCGCGCGCGCCUGUUGGCGCCGCUGAACCGCCGCUCUAAGGCCGAUGCAGCUCCAGCGCUGCUCAGCCUGCUCUCAUCUGUGCCCUUGCGCGGUUGCCGGCAGCUGAGUAUGGCAACCGUGCCCGGGGACCGUGCGUUUUGA